GUGUCUUGCAAACGAGGAGGGAACAGUCGUCUGCGGGAGCCAUGUCUGAAAGCGGCUCCGCGUCCGCCGCCGCCGCCACCAUCCCAAAUGGAGGGAGCGUCGCUCGGCAUCCCGGCAACCUAGUCACUGUAGUCCUGGGAGCACAAUGGGGCGACGAAGGGAAGGGGAAAGUGGUGGAUCUUCUCGCGCAGGACGCGGACAUCGUCUGCAGGUGCCAGGGAGGCAAUAAUGCUGGACAUACAGUUGUUGUAGAUUCUGUGGAAUAUGAUUUUCAUCUGUUACCCAGUGGUAUCAUCAAUCCAAAAGUCACAGCAUUUAUUGGGAAUGGUGUAGUAAUUCAUCUGCCAGGAUUGUUUGAAGAAGCAGAGAAAAAUGUUAAAAAAGGAAAAGGUUUAGAAGGCUGGGAAAAAAGGCUAAUUAUAUCGGACAGAGCCCAUAUUGUAUUUGACUUCCACCAAGCUGCUGAUGGCAUUCAAGAACAACAAAGACAAGAGCAAGCAGGGAAAAACUUGGGAACCACAAAAAAGGGAAUUGGUCCAGUGUAUUCUUCUAAAGCAGCUCGAAGUGGGCUCAGAAUGUGUGAUCUAGUUUCUGACUUCAAUGAAUUUUCAGAAAGAUUCAAAAUGCUGGCUAAUCAGUACAAAUCUGUUUACCCUACAUUAGAGAUUGACAUUGAAGGAGAAUUGAAGAGAUUAAAGAGCUAUUGUGAAAGAAUCAAACCAAUGGUGAAGGAUGGGGUAUAUUUUAUGCAUGAAGCUUUGCAUGGCUCUCCAAAGAAAAUUUUAGUGGAAGGUGCAAAUGCAACAUUAUUAGACAUUGAUUUUGGCACUUAUCCUUUUGUGACCUCGUCAAAUUGCACUGUGGGAGGUGUUUGCACUGGCUUAGGUAUGCCACCUCAGAAUGUGGGUGAAGUAUAUGGAGUUGCAAAAGCAUAUACAACUAGAGUUGGGAUUGGUGCCUUUCCUACAGAACAAAACAAUGAAAUUGGGGAAUUGCUACAGACACGAGGAAAAGAGUUUGGCGUGACCACAGGGCGAAAGAGAAGAUGUGGCUGGCUUGAUCUUGUAUUGCUUAGAUAUGCACACAUGAUCAAUGGAUUCACUGCGCUGGCUCUUACCAAAUUGGAUAUUUUGGAUGUAUUUCCUGAAAUUAAAAUUGGCAUUGCCUAUAGAUUAGAUAAUAAAAUCAUACCUCAUUUCCCAGCAAACCAAGAAGUCUUAAAUAAAGUAGAGGUGCAGUAUGAGACCUUCCCAGGAUGGAAGAAAGAUAUAUCAAAUGCAAGGACAUUUGAUGAAUUGCCUGUAAAUGCACAAAACUUUGUUCGAUUUAUAGAAAUGGAGCUCGGCAUUCCAGUUAAAUGGAUUGGAGUAGGAAGAUCCAGGGAGUCGAUGAUCCAGCUCUUCUAAAGAUAUUGGAUAAUUUGAAAGGAAAGCACACUCCACAAAGACUGCUUGUUCACAUAGACACUCAUACAGACACACAUGUCUUAACCCAAUAAGCAAUUAUUUGGAUGAGGAAAUUGGAAACAUCUUGUAAAACAACUAGAGUUAGUCUGGUGGGGGGAAACAGUUGUUGCUAUAAAACAUUGACAGAUCAGUAUCAUUUAUCUUACUUUGUCAAAAGUUCUAGUGGCAAGUACUGCCACCAUUUGCCACUGAUACUUUUUCUCCAGAUGUAUUGCCAGGCCUUUUUUUCUGUUUAUGUUUCUGAGUCUACUGUAUGUCUGCUUUUGGUGGUAUUCUUGAAAUUUUGGAUGCUUAAGAUAAUGCAGUUUUGCACAGAGUUUUACAUCUUCAUUUGUACUCCUAAAGCUGUUAUACCUUGUAUGGUUGCUGUAGUGUGUGAUUAAAGAGAGGGGUGAUUUUAUAAUGAUGACAAAACUAAUUUUUUGUUACAGUUUUUAUUAAAAGAAUAAUGAACCAUAGUUUAGAUGGGGUGCUUAAUAUGUAUACAAUACAACUUAAUUUAUAAAUGAUAAUAUUGGAAGUGUUUAUACCUCGUAUGGAGUUCAUUCUUUUUCUCCCUUAUUGAUACUUUUACAUUUCAGAGUUUCAUCAUUCAGUUCAAUUCAUCAUUUCAAUGGCCUAUUGCCCAAUCUAUUCAGUAACAUCCAUUCAGAGGAUGAUUGGAAAAAAGAUGACCUAAAUAUCAUCUAAUUAGCUUCUUAACAUAGAGAAUCCUCAUGGGUUAAGAUGACUUGGCUAUCCUAUGUAAAUAGGCAUCGGAAACAAUAUUUAUGUAAAUUAACUUUUUAAAGAACUAAAUUCAUCCUUGGCAAAUAUUCAAGACAAUAUAUUCUGUAGUUUCUAGUGCUUUGCUAAAUACUUUUCUUUUGAGUGUAUUGUAUGUCUAUAUUGAUUUAGCUUGAAGAAAUUGAAGUAAUUUCAAGCCAAUUAUAUUCUUUAACCUUAACACCAUUCAUGACCUUUUCUUACUCUGUGGGCAUUAUUUUGUAAGAUAUUUCACUCUGUUUCUAUGUAAUUCUUUUGUACCUUUGUUCCUGCAGUAUUUUAGGAGGGGUAAGCCACGGCUUCACGUAGGAUGCAAUAAUUGAAUGUACGUGUAUAUUUUUAACUGACAUUUUAUUAAUAGGUUAUAUCUAAUAGCUGUCUUUCAGCAUAGUAUCUAAAAACAAGAUGCUAACAUCAGGGAAUUUAACUUAAGUUUUCCAGUCCUGUUCAUAUUUGCAAUGUACGCAAUCAUGUCAUUUGAAGCACAUUUUCCAGAAUGUACAUUUUCAUGAACAUUGUCGUGACUUCUGAAAAAUGUAUCUUGGAGUGUGAACUCUUAAAAUAAUAUAUUAAUUCCUUUUGAUAAAAUGUGAGGAUGGAGGGGAAACAGCAGCUUUAAAAAAAUUUCUAUGAAAAUACCACCUCACUUUCUGGGAAAGUUAGCAGUAAGCUUUAGAUUGAUAUAGAUGUUGCAUGAAGAAACAUGAUAAAGUUCUAACAUACAUAGAAAAUCCUCACUGAAAAAUAACCAUGAUUCAACACUGUAGUAGCUGUUAUUUCUUUUUACUUUGAAGAGGGGUGAGGUUUAUUUGGCACAUGGAAUUUUAUUUUGAAAUAAAAGCAAAUUUACAGUCAACAAAAAGGGGCACACCAAUUAUUAGAAUAAUCUUAGACUGUUAGACUAAGCUGUCUAUGUCAGAAAAAUCAUAUGCUUCAGUGAAAAGAAGUUUUGAAGAUGUUCCAGACAAGAUAAAUGGAAACCAUGGUGCCAUAAUGCCUUUUUAGAAGAUUGCUUGUUGUUAAACAUGGUCUUGCAAAAAUUGUAAGUCAUCUGUUAUUGACAAGAUAAAGUAUUUUAGAAAACCAAAGUUUUCCAAGUUUUCUUUGUACUGAGAAACAAGUAUGUUAUUCCAAGUAUUUCUGACCCAAACAAGUGCCAGCCUUGAUGCUCUUGCAUGUAAAUAUUACAACAGUACUUUUCCUGCUGUCACAUACUUCUUUUUCCUCAAUGUUACCCUGAGCCGAUUUGUGUCAAAGAUUCAUUUUCCUGCUUGCUGAAACUUAAAAAGUAAAUAAAUAAACCCUCAGUCCUGCAUUUAGAUUUCUUUUCAUAGAGCAGAAUUGUCUUUUGAUCCUAAGCAAAGCUGUGAUAGUUAUGAUUUUAAAAUUACCUCCGUCAACAUUUUGGAAUGUUGGCUUCUUGUAUAUCUCAUUUUCUUACUAGACCAACACUUAACAUAUUCUGGUUCUGUCUUUAAGAUUUGAUGCCUAUCAUUGAUAGAAAUACACUCAGCAAAUUACUACUUUUACUCUUUGUAUUUUGUGUUUUCUGUGUUCAUUGACUAUUUGAACAUUACUUGUUUUAUUUAAGCUCAUAUUUGGUGUGGAGUGACUAAUGCUACUGUAUAUUGGUUACUGGAGCAUUUAUAUAUUUUAUAAAGUUUAAGAUUAUACUUUUGCACAUAUAAAGGAAAAACACCUCAGACUUUAGUUUACUGUGACUACAUACAUUUAGGUUCUGUAUCUAGAUUUAUCAAGUUUCUUAGAGCUCUGUCAAAUAAUGCAUGUGCUUGAAGAGCUAGUAUUUUUAAGAAGCACCAGUACUCCUACUGCUUGUUGUUUGGGGGCGUGUAUGACAUCACAGAUGGUACAAAUCCCUUAGAACAUGUAUAAUAACUAACGAUUUACACAUUUGUAUUUGUCCCAAGUUUUAGACUCUAACCAAUUAUGUUUGGGUAAAAAAUAAAAUUUAAUUUACUUUGUAGAGAAACUGAACUGAAGAAG
Messenger RNA from Thamnophis sirtalis, 4235 nucleotides. RefSeq names its product adenylosuccinate synthase 2 (gene ADSS2). The record is from RefSeq and is a predicted model, not a curated record. Gene Ontology annotation, cellular component: cytoplasm. Gene Ontology annotation, molecular function: GTP binding; adenylosuccinate synthase activity. Gene Ontology annotation, biological process: IMP metabolic process; 'de novo' AMP biosynthetic process. NCBI's taxonomy places the organism in Eukaryota, Metazoa, Chordata, Lepidosauria, Squamata, Natricidae.